Messenger RNA from Lycium ferocissimum, 672 nucleotides. RefSeq lists its product as uncharacterized. NCBI's taxonomy places the organism in Eukaryota, Viridiplantae, Streptophyta, Magnoliopsida, Solanales, Solanaceae. The record is from RefSeq and is a predicted model, not a curated record.
AUGUCGUCGGGUACUGUUCACUUCCCCGCCAUUCUUGUAACCGUCACCUGUAAUCCGCGCAGGUGUGUCCGCACCCCCCUGAGUGGACGAGAAAGAAAGGAUUUCUCGGAGCAACCCCGGUUCCAGACCCAGGAGUCAACUUUCCCGUAUGAGCAUUCGAUAGGUCGUCUGAGGGUUCGCCGCGGUUCAUUGCUGUGCUUACACACAAGGCUACCCUUCUCCGAAAGCUACGCGGGACCACCUACCACUAGUCUUCGGCCGGAGGGGUUUAUUGCACAAACGCCGGGACGCAGGCUCCCGAAGAGGGAAGCCCAACGAAUGUCAGAUGCAAAGUUCCGCACCUCAUUAAGAUCAUAUUGGCAUACUCUCCUAAAAAAAAAAGAGCAGACCCCAUUGAAGACGAGAGUAAGGGGUUCCUCCAAGGCCAUUUCUGUCCACCGCCCUUCUCACGGAACCGUACGUGGACGUUACCGCUCAUACAGCUCCCAGCCAGCAAGAGUUAGCCUUCCUCUACAAGAAAUGGAAAUGUGGAUGAAUCGAAUGAAAUCGAGGAAUUCGGUUUUUCUUUUCAGACAUGAUAAAGUGGAUCAGGACGAGAAUGAAUCCGGGAAUCCAGGGCAUACUCAUCCUGGAGCUUCCGCUCUCCUCUGGGAAGGGCUUUUUUAUGGAUAG